Molecule: messenger RNA, 13389 nt
Organism: Lynx canadensis (Canada lynx)
Lineage: Eukaryota; Metazoa; Chordata; Mammalia; Carnivora; Felidae
Product: probable maltase-glucoamylase 2
Exons: 47
Coding region: 4872-13283 (2803 amino acids)
Biological process (GO): carbohydrate metabolic process
Molecular function (GO): carbohydrate binding; alpha-1,4-glucosidase activity
Source: RefSeq, a predicted model, not a curated record
GAGACUGAGCCCCACAUGAGACUCUGCACCAUCAGUGCUUGGGAUUCUCUCUCUCCUCUCUUUCUCUCUGCUACGCUUAUACAUGUGCACGCUCUCAUCCCCUCUCUCUCAAAUAAAUCAACUUGAAAAAAAAGUGGAAAGCUGAGUUAUGCAAGAGAACUUUGGGUGGCAAAAUGGAGAAAGGAACAAUGUAGUGAAGCAAAAGCUAUUCAUUUUUUCACUUACAUAUUCAACGAAUAGCCAUAUAUUUAAAACUAUCUAUGAAUGUUAGGCUAAGCACAGGAGACACCGAUACAAAAGUGAAGAUCCAGCUCCUGAUCUCUUUAGGCGACAUGGACAGUCAAGCAAGUAUAAUGUGACAAGCAAAGUAAUUGGAUAUUAACAGGAACACAGAAGAGGCAUAACUAUUAGAAUAAAACCCCACCUUCCUCUUUUAUUAACAAACGGAGCUCACUCUAAGUCCCAGGGAAAGCAAGGGCCAUUUUAUGGUCAAUCGGAAAACCCUCCUCUCCUCCAAUCACCGUCAAAUUUACAGGGCAAUAAAUCAAUCCUAGCAGAAGCUGGCUACAUCAACCUAGUCACCUUUGCUCAGUGCUCCUCAAGAACCACCAAGGGAUAGACAUAGCAAAUAAAGGGAUACGGCUAUGAGGUGAGUACUUUUCUCCAUGCAUGUGGUGUUUUGAGUAGUGUUCCUUUUUUAUUUUAAAUGUCCCUGUCUCCUCUGCAAAAUGAUCUGAACAACUCACACUUUUCUUUUGGACCUGAUAUUUUCUUCCUUUUCCAGAGACCAUGAGGAGUGGGAAUGAGAUAGUGCAUGAAGUCACAGGCUGACUGGAGAGAUUGUGUGUGUGUGUGUGUGUGUGUGUGUGUGUGUGUGUGUAACAGACAGGGAGGGUUGAAUCCAAGAUGUUCCUCUCUCACUGGGAGAAAACUCUCACUGGGAGCUUCCUUCUGGAAGUUGUCUAAAAGUGCCAUGGAUUAGAAAUACAAUGAAUGCAUCUCUUUGGGCAGGGAGGGAAAUGGUAUACAAUCAUUAAGGUUUUUAAUCAUAAUCUGGAUUUUAAUUAUUCUAAAAUUCUGUUUGAUGAAAAGUGGCUCUGGGUAGGGAGGGUUUCUGAGUAGGAAAGACUUUCUACCUUUUGGAAUCCCCACCUACCCACUUGCUGGCAGGAUGGCAGUAGUCCCUGAGGCAGGAAAAUGCCUAGGGUUGUCCUCUGAGGAUCCUGAACUUCCAGAGCCUGUUCCCCUGGGAGGUGUUGAGCCUGCUCCCCUGGGAGGAUUCAGAAGCUGUGGAAGAGGCAUGUGCCUUGGGUUUGUAGAGGCUGGGAAGCAAAGUUUCCUCAUGGAGAGACACAGUGCUUGGAGAAGGGAAGCUGAGUGACAGAUAGAGUGUUUGCUGUGGUAGUGAGUCAUGGGCUCUGUGUAUAAGAAACAAAGUCAUGUACUGUGAGCACAUGGGGUGGGUCUCUCAGACUUCUUUCACUGCCUGAAAUUUCACCAUUGGAGAUCCAGCCUCUAGAUCUGUAAGCUCUACAGUCCAGGAGACAUUGUGGAGAGAGUGAGAACACUCAAGGACUGGUUUAAGAAGCAGAGCCUCAGUGUUUGCCUCAGUUACACCACUAACCAUGGUUAGGCACAAUUCCUUAACAUUGACAUAAAAUGGGCAUCAUGUUGCCUGCCUGGUCAACUUCAAUGUAGGGGUAUCAUGGGAAUAUAAUAACAAGAUAUAUAUCUUACAGGGAUUAGAGUAAACCUUUGAAGAGUUUAGAGGAGAGAUACCUAAUAGAUUUAGGCUAAUAUGAAAAGAUAGUUAAUAAACUCUACCUUCAAUCCCAAGCCUCAAUCCUAACUCCCUGCAACCCGUGGCAAAUUAUUUGUAGAUCCUUGCUCCUUACCUCCAUUUCAAAAUUAAGGUGUUUUUUUGCUUGUCUUUUUACACAUUAACCAAAGCCUGUCUCAAUUAAAAAAAUGAAGCUAUACAGGUAUGAAAAUACUUACAGAAAUGGCCAUGGCAUUGGGCCAGGGCUGAGAAGAACAGGGGUACAGGGAAAUGCAAAGUUAAAAGAGAGGUGAAGUUUAAAAAAAGUAAGAAAGUCUGUUCACCUGGAUUUAUAGAUUAUUACUACACAGUUGUUGGUUUGGUAUAGCUGGAACAUAGGGGAGAGAAGAGGCAGGGCGGCGGGCAUAGGAGAUGUCAUGAAGACUUGUGAAUACAAAGCUAAAGCAUUUAUAUUUUAUUUGGGAAACCACUGAGGACUUGAAUAGAGGAAAACUAAAUGACCCCAUUUGUGCAGAAGAAAGAGCAAUCCAUCUGCAGAGAGGAAGCAGAGAGCCGGGAGGAAGCUGUGGUCACAGUUCAGGCCAGAAAUGAUGGCCUGACUAAAGCAUUUCCAGUAGGGAUGGAGAGGAAGAAAUAGAUUUGAAAGAUAUUGGGAAAGGAGUCUGACUGAACUGGUGACUGGCUGGAAGGACUAAAAAAAAAAAAAAGAGGAGUCAAAAAAUUUACUUAGGUUUUUGACAAAAUUGUGAUUCUGUUCUUCAAGAUAUUAAUCAUGUUAGGAGAGGCCAACUGGGCAGAAUUGGCAUAGGCUGGGACUGGGGUGUGGGGAGAGAUGAGUGCAGGUUUAAGCAUGCUGAAUUUGGUGAAGUGUGUGGGGCAUCCAGGUGAAACAUCUAAUAGGCGGUUGCACACAUGAAUCUGAAUCUCUGAGCUAGAAAUACAGAUUACAUUGUCCUCUGUCAUAUGAAGUCAUGAGUCGUGGAGCUUGCUAAAGGAGAAAGGAUAGUGGACCUAUGUUGAAAAUGUGGGACAUAUCAAUAGUUAAUGAAGCAAGGGACUAAAAGGAAAUUGAAGAGGAACCAGAAACAUGGGUGAAAACCAAGAUUGAAUGAUAAUCAAAAAAUCCAACCAUGGAGAAAUUCAAAGAGGAGGAAGUGGUUGAUAGUGCUGAAUGUUUAAGAGAGUGCCCAUUGUAUUCAGCAGCUAAAUCCCUGGUGACCUUGACAGGAGGAGUUUCCUUGGAAUACAGGAAACAGACAACAUGCCAGUAUUAUAUGAGGAAACUAAUACAGGCAGGGUGGAAUUAUCUUUUUGGAAAGUUAUUUGUGGAAGGAAAAAGAAAGUUAUGAUGGUACCUAGAGAAGAACACAGAAUCAUCACCAGAGUUUAGGGCGACUUGGGAUAUACUUUUGAGGGGGAAAGAACACAUUCAGAGGGAAAGGUUGAUAAUUCAAGAAAGAGGAAGGAUAAUUGGUGUAAUAAGAUUUUUGAGAAAUUCAUAGUGUGUGAGAUCUAUAGGAUAGAUACAAGGGUUAUGCUUAGACAAGAGGAUGGAAAACUCUUCCACUGAGAAGAGGGGAAAGGAUAAGAAUUUAUCUAGAUGUAGAUAAUUUUUAUAGAAAAGCUUGGGUUGAGAAGCAGGGAGACGAAAUAGUUUCUGUAAACUAGUUGUUUUGUUUGUGAUGUUGGAGAUGAUUGAACUGAGAGUAGCAAACAGCAUAGGUGACAAAGGUUGGAGCUUGAAAACAAGGAUCAAUAUUUGAAAUUUCCCCUAAGAGAAAUGAGAGAAAGUGGCAAGAUUGUCAGUCAGCAUGAAGGUUCAGCAUAUUUGUCAGAUUAUGAAGCCAGUGGCAUCUACAUUGGGCUGAGUGCAUAAACCCAGAAGGGAGAAGUUUGGAUCAAUGGCUUCAUUGUAUAGAUUCAGUUAGCAGAUAAGGGAGCAAGGAAGAUGUGGGAAAUAAUAGCUAUUGAGGCCUCCAUCGGGGAAAGAUGGUAGCCAGGUGGGACUAAGAAAUUAAGAGGGAAGGGAACACAACAGAAGCCUCAAUGUGAUCAAAGAAUAAGGAAACAGUGUAAUGAGAAGGUAAAAGAGCAUGAGCUUCUGCCCAGGAAAUAGGAAGUACAGGCUAAGAGUUCAGAAGGGGACCAAUUCUGAGGGGUGAUAAGUUCCAGGGAAUAGCCAAUAUGCAGGGGUAGUAAGAAGCGUAGUGAUGGUAAAGAGUCAGCCAAGGAAUGGCAUGGUGAAGGCUGUCAUGGAAUUGUGAGGCAUAGAUAUAAUUUGAGGUUUACUAUAAUUAGAGCAGAAGAAUGAGAGUAACUCCAGAAUCUGACUUCAUUUUGUAGAUGGAGAAAUGCACAUCCAAAUAGCUAAAAUACCCAUCUGUUGGUAUGCAAGCCAGGACAAGAAUUGAACUUCUUUGGUUCCCAGUUUAUUACACACUCUAAUACACCAAAUAUUUUAAAACAUGGGUCUAUGCAUGAUCAACAGGGCUACUGUGAGCCACCAAAUUUAUAUGGGCUUGUGUGCUGUGAUCAUGCAAACAAGCAUUGUGCUGGAGAUCAGAAUUAGGUUCAUUUUUGUUGCAAGAGUCUUAACAGGUUUAGUCACUUCUGAACAAUUAAACUCCUUACCAUCAUGGUAUAAGAAGUGGAAUAAGAUGACUAGAAUUCAGGUUUUCUUACUUUUUCCCUCCCUGAGUGUACCCUCUUCUCUACUGCCCAGGAUAGGUGUGAGGAUCAAAGUGGCAUCUAGAAGGGCUUUGUGAGCCACCUUAAACCCUCAUCUCUCUCCUCUACUCCAUUCCACUCCUCCCUUCCUCCAGUUCUUUAUGUCUGAUAUAUUCUUUCCUUGGACAAUACUCAAUCCCUCUGCAGACAAAAAAGACAGGAGGCUUAGAGGUGUUAGACGCACAGACUAGAGUUCAUUGUAAACACUGUAAUGGAUGGAAACCAAUAUUCUCUUGAUUAUAUAAAGAGGAAUGCUUAUAAUCAAGUCAUCUUGCAAAUAAGUUCACAUUCUAAUCAUGAUGCCUAUCUUUUGGAUUGAUGGGGUUUGUGGUUUGCUUAAAUGCUAUUAUCUGUGUCCAUCUAGAUGGCAAGGAAUCUGAGUGUGUUGGAAGUCCUUCUGAUCAUCUUCUUCCUAACUAUACUCGCCUUAGAUAUCUUCUUGAUGCUUUUGGUGUUGGGAAAUCCUUCAGGUCGUUCAUUUGUUCCAGAGUGCCCAGAUAUCCCCGAAUCAGAGAGGAUAGACUGUGUUCCUGGGCAUGUGGUGACAGAGAAUGUCUGCAGAUGGGUAUAUAAAUGCUGCUGGAAGCCUGUGACACAUACAGGUGCCCCGAGGUGCUUCUUCCCUAGGAACUGGGGCUAUAAAGUUGGCAAGAGACAGAAUGAUACAACAGGGUUUACCGCCAAGUUGAAAAGGCUACCUACCCCAUCUCUGUUUGGAUAUGACGUCCCUGACGCCCUCUUCGCGGCUGACUAUCAGACAUCCAAUCGUUUUCAUUUUAAGAUCACUGAUAUGGAUAGCAAACGCUAUGAAGUCACCCUUGAAAAUAUUGACUUGCUUGAUAGGACUCCUAAGACCUCUAAUUUGAACUAUCACGUAGAGGUCAUUAAUGAGCCCUUCAGCUUCAAGAUCAUACGCACCAGCAACAAAAGAAUCUUGUUGGACACGAGCAUCGGGCCCCUGCAGUUCGCCCAUCAGUACCUGCAGCUGUCUUUCCGACUGCCCAGCACCUCCGUGUAUGGGCUGGGAGAACACGUGCAUCAGCAGUACCUCCACAACCUGACCUGGAAGACCUGGCCCAUCUUCACUCGGGAUGCCACCCCCACCAAGGGCAUGAUUAAUCUGUAUGGAGCUCAUACAUUCUUCCUGUGCCUCGAAGACACCAGCGGCUCCUCUUUUGGGGUGUUUCUGUUGAACAGUAAUGCCAUGGAGGUCAUCCUUCAGCCUGCUCCUGCAAUCACUUACCGCACGAUUGGGGGCAUCCUUGACUUUUAUGUAUUCCUGGGAAAUACUCCAGAACAAGUGGUUCAGGAAUAUCUGGAGCUCAUUGGACGACCAUUCUUGCCUCCCUACUGGAGUCUUGGGUUCCAGCUUAGUCGCAGGAACUAUGGCGGCAUCAAUGGAUUGAGGAAGGUUGUGGACCGAAAUCGUGGAGCUGGGAUCCCAUAUGAUGUCCAGUACUCUGACAUAGACUACAUGGAAGGGGGAAAGGAUUUCACGAUUGAUAAAGAGGCUUUCCCUCGUCUCGAAGAUUUUGCCAAAGACUUGCAUGGCCAAGGAAUGAAAUAUGUAAUCAUGAUGCAUCCUGGAAUAUUAAAUAACUCUAACUACCAGCCCUAUGAGACUGGAAGUAAGAAGAGAGUAUGGAUCUGGCAGGACAAUGAAUUUGCCAUUGGACAGGGAUAUCCCGGAUUGACGGUCUUUCCUGAUUUUAGCAAUCCAGUUUGUAUUGAGUGGUGGAGAGAGCAGAUCAGUGAAUUUCAUAAAACUCUCGAGUUUGAUGGAGUGUGGAUUGAAAUGGAUGAAGUAUCCAGUUUUCACCACGGGUCCAAUCGUGGGUGUGAGUCAAACCACUUGAAUGUUCCUCCUUUCACUCCCAGAGUUCUGGACGGCUUCCUUUCUGCAAGAACCCUCUGCAUGGAUGCAGAAUUUCAUCAGGGCCUUCACUAUGAUGUCCACAGCUUGUAUGGCUACUCCAUGGCAAAAGCUACACACUUGGCCAUGGAGGGUAUCCCCUUGAACAAAAGUAGCUUCAUCUUAUCCCGUUCUACUUUUGCUGGGUCUGGCAAGUUUGCUGCUCAUUGGUUGGGAGACAAUGCAGCCACAUGGGAUGAUCUCCGAUGGUCCAUCCCUAGUAUCCUUGAGUUCAACCUAUUUGGUAUCCCCAUGGUAGGUGCCAACAUCUGUGGUUAUACAAAAAAUGUCACAGAGGAGCUCUGCAGAAGGUGGAUGCAGCUUGGAGCCUUUUAUCCACUAUCAAGGAAUCAUAAUGGGCCUGAGUUUGUGGAUCAGGAUCCCGUUGCCUUUGGCAGCCACUCUCUGCUGGUGAAUUCCUCCAAACAUUAUCUGAACAUCCGCUACACUCUACUCCCCUAUCUCUACACCCUUUUCUACCGAGCUCACACCCGGGGAGACACCGUGGCAAGGCCCCUUGUCCAUGAGUUCUACCAGGACCCAGCUACAUGGGAGGUGCACGAGCAGUUCUUAUGGGGGCCUGGACUUCUCAUCACACCUGUUUUAUAUGAGGGUGUGGACCAAGUGAAGGCAUACAUACCGGAUGCCGUGUGGUACGACUAUGAGACAGGAGUAGCUAUCCAGUGGAGGAAACAACUGGUAGAGAUGCAGCUACCACCCGAUAGGAUUGGACUUCACCUCCGUGGGGGCUUCAUAUUUCCCACCCAGCAGCCCAGCACAACCACAGAGGCCAGUCGGAAGAAUCCCCUGGGACUCAUUGUUGCCUUGGACUAUAAGAGAGAAGCGAAGGGAGAGCUGUACUGGGAUAAUGGUGAAUUCAAAGAUGAAAAGUAUAUUCUGUAUGAUUUUUCUGUCACCUCUAACCAUCUACAGGCAAAGGUUAUAAAUAAUAACUAUACGGACCCCAACAACCUCACGUUUACAGAUAUCAUAAUCUUGGGAAUGGACAAGCAACCUAUGAAUUUCACUGUUUCAUUGAAGAAUUCUUACAGGUCCAUUUUAAAUGUUACCUACAAUGGUUCAUCAAAGGUGGUGAAGAUUACUGAUCUCAAGGGACUGGUACUUGGACAAGAAUUCUCCAUUAAAUGGGAACUUCCAGUCAGUGACCUGGAGAAAUUCAACUGCUACCCUGAUGAGCCCCCCCUCACUCUGGAGCAUUGCAGGAAGCGGGGCUGCCUCUGGGAGGACACAACUGUUCCUGGUGUGCCUACCUGUUACUAUGACACCAUCCCUAAUUAUGCUGCCAGUAACAUUCAGUACCUGCCCACGGGCAUCACCACAGACCUCACCCACCUGAUGACCCCUGAAUCAACUCGAGCAGCCACUGCUGCUGGUUCUCUUUCUGCAACGAUCAGCUUCCUCCGCCUGAGUGUCAUCUACCACACAGAAAACAUGCUGCAGUUCAAGAUCUUUGAUGCCACUAACAAAAGGUACGAGGUGCCAGUGCCUCUGAACACGCCUCCCUCUCCUGUUGGCUCCCCUGAAAACCGUCUGUAUGAUGUCAGGAUUCAGAACAAUCCUUUUGGGAUCCAGAUUCGACGAAAAAGCUCCAACACUGUGAUUUGGGACUCUCAGCUCCCCGGCUUUACUUUCAAUGACACGUUCCUCUCCAUUUCGACUCGCCUCCCCUCUCAGUACCUCUACGGCUUUGGGGAGACUGAGCACACAGCUUUCAGGAGAAAUAUGAGCUGGAACAUGUGGGGAAUGUUCGCUCGUGAUGAGCCACCCGCGUACAAGAAGAAUUCCUAUGGCGUCCACCCCUACUACAUGGCACUGGAGCAGGAUGGCAGUGCCCAUGGGGUGCUCCUGCUAAACAGCAACGCCAUGGAUGUGUCAUUCCAGCCCACUCCUGCCCUGACAUACCGCACCACAGGAGGGAUUUUGGACUUUUAUAUGGUUUUGGGGCCAACCCCCGAGCUUGUAACUCAACAGUACACUGAGUUGAUUGGUCGGCCAGCAAUGACUCCAUACUGGGCCUUGGGAUUCCAGCUAAGUCGUUAUGGAUACGAGAAUGAUAAGGAGAUCUCCCAAUUGUAUGAGGAAAUGAUGGCGGCCCAGAUUCCCUAUGAUGUCCAGCAUGUAGACAUCGAUUACAUGGACCGGAAGCUGGACUUCACUCUCAGCCCCAGCUUCCAAAACCUCGGUCUCUUGAUUGACCAAAUGAAGAAAAAUGGCAUGAGAUUCGUUCUCAUUCUGGACCCAGCCAUUUCUGGCAACGAGACCCAUUAUCCCACAUUCAAGAGAGGGCAGGAAAACAACGUAUUCAUCAAGUGGCCUGAUAACAAUGAAAUCGUCUGGGGAAAGGUUUGGCCAGAUUUGCCCAAUGUGAAUGUGGAUGCCACCCUUGACCAUGAAACUCAGGUUAAGCUGUACAGAGCCUACGUUGCUUUUCCUGACUUCUUACGUGAUAGCACAGCUGCAUGGUGGAAGAAGGAAAUACAGGAGCUCUAUGUGAACCCUCAAGAGCCAAAGAAGAGCUUGAAGUUUGAUGGAUUGUGGAUUGACAUGAAUGAGCCAUCAAACUUUGUGGAUGGAUCUGUCAGGGGCUGCAGUGAUAAAAGUCUUAACAAGCCACCCUAUAUGCCAUAUUUGGAGUCCAGGGACAUGGGCCUUAGCAGCAAGACCCUGUGCAUGGAGAGUCAGCAGAUCCUGCCAGACGGCUCACGGGUGCGACACUAUGAUGUGCACAGCCUGUACGGAUGGGCCCAGACCAGACCCACCUACGAAGCCGUGCAGGCCGUGACAGGACAGCGAGGGGUCGUCAUCACCCGCUCCACGUUCCCUUCUUCUGGCCGCUGGGGAGGUCACUGGCUGGGAGACAACACUGCCGCGUGGGACCAGCUGAGGAAGUCUAUCAUUGGCAUGAUGGAGUUCAGUCUCUUUGGAAUAUCUUAUACAGGAGCAGAUAUUUGUGGGUUCUUUGGAAAUGCCGAAUAUGAGAUGUGUCUUCGCUGGAUGCAGCUGGGGGCCUUUUACCCAUUUUCCAGAAACCACAACACCAUCGGGACAAGGAGACAAGAUCCUGUGGCCUGGAAUUCAACCUUCGAGAUGUACUCAAGAAAAGUCCUUCAGACCAGAUACGCCCUGCUGCCUUACCUCUACACUUUGAUGCAUAAAGCUCACGUUGAGGGCAGCACUGUCGUCCGACCCCUUCUCCAUGAGUUUACAAAUGACAGAGUGACAUGGGAUAUAGACCGUCAGUUUAUGUUGGGUCCUGCUAUCUUAAUCAGCCCCGUGCUGGAAAGUAACACUUUUGAGAUCCAAGCUUAUUUUCCCAGAGCCCGUUGGUACGACUACAGCACGGAAUCUGGCAAUGCGUCAACAGGUUACUGGAAAACCCUGGAGGCUCCCCUUGACCACAUCAACCUUCAUAUCAGAGGAGGCUACAUCCUGCCUUGGCAAGAGCCUGCAAUGAACACUCAGGCCAGUCGACAAAAAUUUAUGGGAUUGAUUGUUGCUUUGGAUGACAAUGGGAAAGCUGAAGGUCAGAUAUUCUGGGACGAUGGACAAAGCAUUGAUACCUAUGAAAAUGGAAACUAUUUCUUGGCAAACUUUAUAGCAGCUCAGAACAUAUUGCAAAUCCAAACCAUGCACAAUAAGUAUUUGAGUGACUCAAAUCCACUGAAAGUUGGAUAUAUUAAAAUCUGGGGGGUAAACUCUACUUAUGUGACACAAGUCACUUUUACUUAUGACAACAAGCAAUUCAUGGAGAAGAAUUUCAAGAGUGACCCUUACAAUCAGAUACUAACAAUUCAUUUGACUGACAAGAUUAUCAACCUGGAAAAACUAACUGAGGUUACCUGGAUAUACGGUGGCCCUAUAAUUUCCACUACACCUAUGACAAGUACCUUCCCGACAGAGUCUCUACAUCCUUCUACAGUUACGACUAAGGCUACCACUUUUGAAACUGUUAUCACUAGUUCUGCGAGUACUACUACGACUCUUCCUAUCACAACCACUCCUUUCCCAACAAGUACUAUGGAAGAUACAACAAAUACUACUAUUACUAAUAGCACUACACCAUCCUCUACAAGUACCCCUACUGCUAGCACUAGUACUCUUCCUAUCACAACCACUCCUUUCUCAACAAGUACUAUUGAAAUGACAACUAGUACUACCAGUUCUGAUCCCACUACACCAUCCUCUACAAGUACCUCUGCUGCUAGUCCUAGUACUCUGCCGAUCACAACCACUCCUUUCCCAACAAGUACUACUGAAGUGACAACAAGUACUGCUGGUCCUGAUACCCCUACACCUGCCGCUACAAGUGCUACUACUAGUAUUAGUACUCUUAUCACAACCACUCCUUUCCCAACAAGUACUAUUGAAGUGACAACUAGUACCGCUGGUGCUGAUACCACUACACCUGCUGCUACAAGUACUACUACUAGUAGUAGUCCUAGUACUCUUCCUGUCACAACCACUCCUUUCCCAACAAAUACUAUGGAAGGUACAACAAGUACUACUAUUACUAAUAGCACUACACCAUCCUCUACAAGUACCCCUACUGCUAGCACUAGUACUCUGCCGAUCACAACCACUCCUUUCGCAGCAAGUACUAUUGAAGGGACAACUAGUACUUCUGGUGCUGAUACCACCACACCUGCCCCUACAAGCACUACUACUAGUACUACUACUCUGCCUAUCACAACCACUCCUUUCCCAACAAGUACUAUUGAAAUGACAACUAGUACUGCUGGUCCUAAUACCACUACACCUGCUGUUACAAGUACUACUACUAGUAGUAGUACUAGUACUCUUCCUGUCACAACCACUCCUUUCCCAACAAGUACUAUUGAAGUGACAACUAGUACUGCUGGUCCUGAUACCACCACACCUGCCCAUACACGUACUACUACCAGUAAUAGUACUGGUGCUCUGCCUAUCACAACCACUCCUUUCGCAACAAGUACUAUUGAAGGGACAACUAGUACUGCUGGUGCUGAUACCACCACACCUGCCCCUACAAGCACUACUACUAGUACUAGUACUCUGCCUAUCACAACCACUCCUUUCGCAACAAGUACUAUUGAAGUGACAACUAGUACUGCUGGUCCUGAUACCCCUACACCUGCUGCUACAAGUACUACUACUACUACUAGUACUAAUACUCUUCCUGUCACAACCACUCCUUUCCCAACAAGCACUAUUGAAGUGACAAGUACUACCAGUUCUGAUGCCACUACACCAUCCUCUACAAGUACCCCUACUGCUAGCACUAGUACUAGUCCUUUGCAAACAAGUACUAUUGAAAGUACCACUCCUUUGCAAACAAGUACUAUUGAACUUACAACUAGUACUACUAUUACUAAUACCAUUACACCUUCCCCUACAAGUACUAUUUCUAAUACUACGCUUCCUAUUACAACCACUCCUUUCCCAACAAGUGCUAGCGAAGCUACAACUAGUACUUCUGGACCUGAUACCACUACACCUGCCCCUCUAACUAUGAAUGCUAGCACUAGUACUCUUCUUAUCACAACCACUGCUUUCCCAGCAAGUACUAUUGAAUUUACAACCAGUACUACAUAUCCUGAUACCACGACACCCACUCCUACAAGUAUGACUGCUAGUACUACUCCUCUUCCUAUCACUCCCACUCCUUUCCCAACAAGUAUUACUGAAGCUACAGCUAAUGCUACCUAUUCUCAUGUCACUAUACCAUCCUCUACAAGUAUUCCUACUGCUAACACUAGUACUCUUCCUGUCACAACCACUCCAUUCCCAACAAGUACUAUUGAACUUACAACUAGUACUAUUAUUCCUAAUACCACUACACAGUCCCCUACAAGUACCACUGCUAGCACUAGUACUCUUCCUGUCACAACCACUCCUUUCCCAACAAGUACUACUGAAGUUACCACUAGUACUACCCAUCCUGAUACCACUACACCUUCCCCUACAACUACGGCUAAUGCUACUACUACUCUUCCCAUUGCAACAGCUCUUUUCCCUACAAGUACUAUUGAAGUUACAACUAGUACUACUAUUCCUGAUACCACUAUACCAUCUGCUACCAGUACUACUGCCAAUACUAGUAGUAUUCAUCCUAUCACAACCACCCCCUUCCCAACAAAUACUACUGAUGCUAGCACCAAUACUAGUGUUCUUAUUACCGCUACUCUUUCCCCAAUAAGUACCGAUACCACUACCAUUAAUAAUAGUGUUUUAAUUACACCCACUGCUUCUCCUAUGAAUGCCGGUGCUAAUACUACUAACAACAGUUUUCCUAUUACAACUCCUUUUUCUGUAAGUACUUAUGAUACAAACACUGCUAUUGCUAUGGUAACGACUUCUUUUACAAGUACUGAUGUUGCUAGCGCUGGCAACCACACUCCUAUUACCAGUUCUCCUUCCCUUAUGAUAUCCGGUGGGAAUAGCACUAGCAUUACUAUUCCUACAACGUCUACUCCUUCUUCUACAGAUAUUUAUUCUCCUAGCACUAGUGUAAUAGCUAAUACCACCACCAACACUGUAAACGGUACAGGGCAUGCAGUAAAUAUUACUGAUGCAGAUAACUCUAACAGUGUUCCAUAUAACACUACCCAUGUUUCUAUUCCAAAUGCUACAAUGGCCUCAGACACAUUAAUGACUGUUCUUCUAGACACAGCAGCUCACAAUCAGGUAACAGCCAACUCUGCAGUUAGUUAUUUACCUAUUGUUGCAACUAAUGCUACCACAGAUAGUAGAAAUAUUACCAUAUAUGCUUUAAACACUACCAUUCUUGAUAGAACAACAAUGGAUGCUUCCACUCCUGUAUCUACCUACACUGCAAACACCGUAAAUGCUACUCUAGUUCCAUGAUUACUACUUGAAGCAGGACAGUUACUAUGGACAUCUCUUUAAAAAAACUAUUACAGGGGCACCUGGGUGGUUCAGCUGGCUAAGAGUCUGACUCUUGAUUUCAGCU